AUGGAAUGGGCCAUCUGCAGAUAUGAGGUUGACAAGAUGUGCCAGGAGCAGCCGUUUGUCUGCCCUCCAUGCACUCCCGAAAUUCUUGCUGUAGCAGUGGAUGGCAAUCGCAAGCAUUAUCUUUCAAGAAGGCAGGGAGGUGUUUUCCUUUGCGAGGACAGCAAGGUGUCAGAGUUUGUAGACCAUGUCCACAAGGCCACCAAGCAUGUUUCCGGAAAGGGUGUCUGUGGUGGGGCUGAAUUUGCUGCUGCUAAGGAGAUCUCGAGAAAAUCUAGCAGCAAGCUUGAUGAAGAGGGCAUUGAGCUUGCUGUCUGCAGGCAUGAUCAAAUGGUGUGGGGGGUCCAGGAGAAUGCUGCCUGCACCCUGGGAGAAGAAGUGGAGCAGGCUAACGCCUUCCUCUUCAGGAUCGCCAUUUCCACAAAAUAUACGUCAAAAGCUGCACGCACUGACAUGAUCACACUCUUGUGCAUGGGAUGGAACCAAGCCAAGGUCCAGCACAUGAGCUCCUACCUCAGCAGACGAUUCCUGAAGACCAAGCAAAGUCUGCAACAACAAAAAGACAGCCUGGAGGCCUUAACGACAGAGCUGUCAGUCGACAACUCCACAAUCCUGCAGUGGGUGACCGAUGUUCAGGGGUGGGCUGAGAGUGCACCAGUGGAGGACAGUGAUGCACCUGUGGAGUUGCAGAAGAAGAUGGAGGAAAUGUCUGCCAGCAUCAGGCAGAGAACACAUCUAGGACACAUGUCUAUGUUAAUGUUUUUCAGACAAAAACAAGGGUCGCCAUAG
Messenger RNA from Osmerus eperlanus (European smelt), 786 nucleotides. RefSeq lists its product as uncharacterized. Lineage: Eukaryota; Metazoa; Chordata; Actinopteri; Osmeriformes; Osmeridae. The record is from RefSeq and is a predicted model, not a curated record. The coding region runs from base 1 to 786 and encodes 261 amino acids. The transcript has 7 exons.